Messenger RNA from Bombyx mandarina (wild silkworm), 549 nucleotides. RefSeq lists its product as uncharacterized. NCBI's taxonomy places the organism in Eukaryota, Metazoa, Arthropoda, Insecta, Lepidoptera, Bombycidae. The record is from RefSeq and is a predicted model, not a curated record.
AUGAUUUAGUACCAGCAGCAGUGUAUUUACAUCGCUAAACAUUCCUACUACACUGCUACUAAAGAUGUCUUGAAUAAACAGAAGCUUAGUUUUUCAUAUCACUUUCUAGCCAUUUCUAAAAUGUCUACAAAAUACCAUAAAAAUUGCACGAAAGACCCAAAUGAACUCGAAGAUCCAACCCGAAAACAGCCCGAUGAACAACCAACCCGAAAAUUGAAGCCAUUAACUACAAAACCUCUAUGCGAUUGCAGCAAUUGCACCUGUAAAGAUUGUCCAGAUGUGUUAAAAACCUUUUCUAUUAAUGUUACUGAAGAUUCCUGCGAUUUUGGUACGAAAAAAGUUGAGCAAAUUGACGAGAGCUCACAUGAAGUGUCCAUAAAAGACUGCCAAAGUUUGCUAGACGUGUUAAAUAACACCCGAAACUGUACAUGUGAAAUCAUUGCCAAAGUAGUGCGAUCAAAUGUUUAUAUACACAGGGGAAAACAUAAAGUUUCUGAUAUCCUAGAUGACACCAACGUAGCAAAUGUAUCCAUUAAACCAGAGGAAUAA